Molecule: messenger RNA, 2843 nt
Organism: Ilex paraguariensis (yerba mate)
Lineage: Eukaryota; Viridiplantae; Streptophyta; Magnoliopsida; Aquifoliales; Aquifoliaceae
Source: the annotation of a GenBank genome assembly
UACACUCUGUUUUUUGGUUGAUCUGAGAGUUUUGAAGUUCGUAAAUCACUUGAUUGUUGUGUAUAGUAGUGUCGGAGAGUUACACAUUUGGGGUACCAAUAAGGGAUUGGGGUUACGCUUGCUUGUCGUUAUACACUGUUUUAGUGAAGUGAAUUGCCUGGAUAUUGUGAUUGCGGUGGGCAUUACUGUGUUUAGGCUUGAGAUCAAGUGCUUAGUCCUUGAAUGUGGUUGAUGAAGUUGUAAUUUUGCAUUUAAUGCAAUAGUUUAGUUGAUUUAAUGGGUUUUAUUUGCAAAUGAACUUGGUUUCGUGGAUUUGUUAGUUUAGGAAUCUUGCAUAGCGAUGUCGAGACCGUUUCCAUUUGUGGUUGUAGAAAAUGACUAGAAAGAUUUUCAAUUAGGGCCCCGUUUAUGUUCGAGAUUGAACAUUUCUUUUAAGCAAUGAAGUCAAGUAUUUGUUUUGAGCAAUGAAGUCAAUAGCGCCGUUUAUUUGUAAGUAGUUUGUGGCAAUUGGUUUUUCCAAACAUGCUGUGCUAUGAGAUGUUUUUGGAUUCGGCAUGCCGACCAAAUUUUUGUGGAAUAUUUUAUUAUGAUGUUUACUACGUCACUUUUUCUUCCCUUCACCUAUUAAUCGUUUGAUGCUGACAGUUUUUAUGUGUUGUUUAUCUGUUCAAGUGUUGCUUAUUACUGGUUUAAGAUGUUUGAUAAGUACUCGGAAAUUUGUAUUCUGAUCACAUAUAAAAAGCUCAGAAUGAAGUUUGAAUUCUCUAUUUGUUGCAGGUUUGAUUUCCAUUAUAGUGGAUGGCAGUGGUGGAUGCUCAAAAUCCUCUUGUUGGAGAAACCACGUGUGGUUCUUUACUGCAGCAGUUGCAGCAAAUUUGGGACGAGGUUGGUGAAAGUGAUGAGGAACGGGACAAGAUGCUUCUUCAGUUAGAGCAAGAGUGCUUGGAUGUGUACAAGAGGAAGGUUGACUACGCUGUGAAGUCAAGGGCACACCUUCUUCAGACACUGGCAGAUGCUAAAGUUGAACUCUCAAGUCUUCUAUCAGCUCUUGGAGAGAAAAAUUUUGUUGGAAUUCCUGAAAAUACUUCAGGAACAAUCAAAGAACAGCUUGCAGCUAUAGCACCGGUAUUGGAACAACUGUGGAAACAGAAAGAUGAGAGGAUAAAGGAGUUUUCUGAUGUACAAUCACAAAUAAAAAAGAUAUGUGGAGAAAUUGCAGGGAAUAGUGAUCAAGUAGGGAGUCCUACAGUUGAUGAAUCCAACCUCUCUCUGAACAAAUUAGAUGAAUUCCAUGCUCAGCUCCAAGAACUUCAAAAAGAAAAGAGUGAGCGGUUGCACAAGGUCCUUGAGUUUGUGAGCACUGUGCACGAUCUUUGUGCUGUCCUUGGGAUGGACUUCUUUAGUACAGUCACUGAUGUUCAUCCAAGCCUGAACAACUCUAAUGGUGUACAAUCUAAAAGCAUAAGCAGUGACACUCUAUCUAGGCUGGCUAAGACUGUCAUAGCACUAAAAGAGGAUAAGAAGCAGAGGCUGCAUAAGCUUCAAGAAUUAGCAACUCAGCUAAUGGACCUUUGGAAUUUGAUGGAAUCCUCCACAGAAGAGCGGAGUUUGUUCGAUCAUGUCACACGUAACAUAUCAUCUUCGGUGGAUGAAGUAACCAUCCCUGGUGCUCUUGCUUUGGAUCUGAUUGAGCAGGCCGAAGUGGAAGUGGAAAGGCUUGACCGGCUUAAAGGUAGCCGGAUGAAGGAAAUUGCCUUUAAGAAGCAAGCUGAGCUCGAAGAAAUUUUUGCUUCUGUUCAUAUAGAGAUUGAUUUAGAGGUUGCUCGGGAAAAAAUCAUGGCACUGAUUGACUCUGGCAAUGUUGAGCCAUCCGAACUACUGGCUGACAUGGAUAAUCAGAUAGUAAAAGCAAAAGACGAGGCUCUGAGCAGAAAAGAUAUACUGGAUAAGGUUGAAAAGUGGAUGUCAGCUUGUGAAGAAGAGAGUUGGCUUGAAGACUACAACAGAGAUGAAAACCGGUAUAACGCAAGCAGAGGUGCACACUUAAAUCUCAAGCGUGCUGAAAAGGCACGAAUCCUGGUCAACAAGAUUCCUGCUCUUGUUGACACUUUGGUUUCCAAAACUCGGACAUGGGAACAAGAAUGUGGCAUAUUAUUUACUUAUGAUGGUGUUCCUCUACUUGCCAUGCUAGACGAGUAUGCAAUGCUUAGGAAUGACAGAGAAGAAGAGAAGAGAAGGAUGAGGGAUCAGAAGAAGUUCCAUGAACAGUUUAACAAGGAACAAGAAGCUAUUUUUGGCGCUACACCUAGCCCAGCUAGACCACUUGGUACGAAGAAGGUGGUAGUUUCACGCGCAAAUGGGGGUGCAAAUGGAAGUACUAGCAGACGGCUCUCUCUAAACUCUCAUCAAAAUGGUUCCAGGUCCACAACUAAAGAGGGGAAGAGGGACAACACAAGACCAGUUGCUCCUGUGAACUAUGUUGCCAUAUCGAAAGAGGAUGCUGCCUCACACAUCUCUGGCACUGAACAUCUACCAACUACACCAUGAUAAAUAUUAGAAUCUGCAGGUUUAUACCCUUGUGGAUAUUGCUAUUGUCAUUAGUACCUUAGUUGCUGCAGUAGGGAUACAUCUUUGAACAAUGAGUGAUUCACAUGAAGAGGCUGGGUUAGCUGUCUGUGUAAUGCUGGUAUUCGGAAGGUUUUUUUCUCUCAUGCUGCUUUGUUCGCUUCUUCUCCCGAGAUCUAUACUGUAGUAUGUGUAAGCCCUUUGUUCCCAAAGUAUAUGAUGUUGAUGGAGGACGAUGUUCUUAAAAGUGGUCUCUGAUGGUUGCUUGCAAUUAUCCA